Messenger RNA from Entelurus aequoreus (snake pipefish), 781 nucleotides. RefSeq names its product small lysine-rich protein 1. The record is from RefSeq and is a predicted model, not a curated record. The coding region runs from base 129 to 380 and encodes 83 amino acids. NCBI's taxonomy places the organism in Eukaryota, Metazoa, Chordata, Actinopteri, Syngnathiformes, Syngnathidae. The transcript has 3 exons.
UGUUCUGUUCCUAUGACAACGGGGCAUAAACAAACCAGGAGCAAGGUUGAAUCUUUUCCUGUUGCCGUUUCAGCCUGCGCAAACAACUUGAUGGACUGAUUUAAGGAAGUCGGCCUCAACUCAAGACUAUGACCACCAAAUCCACAAAAUCAAGAUCUCACAGCAUCAAACCUGCCAAGAAGACUGGGAGUCCGAAGACAGGCAAAAAAAGGUCCUCUAGUGACAAAGCUGCCAAAAAAGACGUGGACAUCCUCAGUCCAGCAGCCAUGCAGAACGUGUCCUACAUUGCUCACAAUGCAUCUGCCUGCUUGGAGUUCAGAGGGUAUGGGUGGUUGAAGGACAAGAGAAAAAAGGGAAAAAAACGGAAAAAACUAAAGUAAGUUUUUCAACUGCAAAGUGAAGAGGAAUUUAUUCUGAUUCAACAACGUCAAUGAAAAAAUACACAAGUGUUGUGUAGCAUUUAUUCAUGUUUAUAUUGCAUUAUACAAUAUUACAUUAAGUGUAUAUAGUGAGUAGGUUCUAACUGUUUUGCAAUUAUACCGGGUAAUUGUCAAAAAAGCUUGGCCAAAUGCUAACACAUUGGAUUUGCAAUGUAACUUUUAACCCAGUAAGCAUAAUAGAAAUAUAGGUAACAAUGAAACAUGUAAAUAUGUUUCAGGCACUGUCAAUAAUCCCCAUACAAAAUGUACACUUGUUCCACAACCCUGUAAAAUAAAUACAUCAUCUGCAGAGUGCAUCAUGUUGCCGGAAACAUCAUCCAAGGUGCUCACUCUGGUGGCUU